This is a messenger RNA of Pyricularia pennisetigena, 795 nucleotides long. RefSeq lists its product as uncharacterized. The record is from RefSeq and is a predicted model, not a curated record. Gene Ontology annotation, molecular function: phosphomannomutase activity. NCBI's taxonomy places the organism in Eukaryota, Fungi, Ascomycota, Sordariomycetes, Magnaporthales, Pyriculariaceae. Gene Ontology annotation, cellular component: cytosol. Gene Ontology annotation, biological process: mannose metabolic process; protein N-linked glycosylation; GDP-mannose biosynthetic process. The transcript is spliced from 3 exons. The coding region runs from base 1 to 795 and encodes 264 amino acids.
AUGUCUUACCCUCCUCUUGAUCAGCGUCCGUUGAAGGACACCAUCUGCCUCUUUGAUGUAGACGAGACCCUUACCCCGGCCCGCAAGCGGGUCUCGCCCGAGAUGUUGAACCUCCUCUCUCGCCUCCGCCAAAAGUGCGCCAUCGGCUACGUGGGCGGGUCGGACCUGAGCAAGCAGGAGGAGCAGCUCGGCACGCCCGAAGUCUCGGUCAAGAAGCUGUUUGACUACUGCUUCCCGGAGAACGGGCUGGCGGCCUUCAAGAGCGGGGAGCCGCUGGCGUCGACGAGCUUCAUCGCCUGGAUCGGCGAGGACCGCUACAAGGAGCUCGUGCGCUUCAUCCUGCACUACGUCGCCGACCUCGACAUCCCCGUCAAGCGCGGCACCUUUCUCGAGUUUCGAAACGGCAUGAUCAACGUCUCGCCCAUCGGCAGGAACGCCUCGUCGCAGGAGCGCAAGGACUUUAACGCCUACGACAAGGUCCACCAGGUCCGCGCCAAGUUCGUCGAGGCGCUCAAGGAGAAGUUUGCCGACUUUGGCUUGACCUUCUCCAUUGGUGGCGAGAUUUCUUUCGACAUCUUCCCCAAGGGCUGGGACAAGACCUACUGCCUUAACCACCUCGAGGCCGAGGCCAAGAAGGAUGGCGGCAUCCAGUACACCACCAUCCACUUCUUUGGCGAUAAGUACAUGGAGGGCGGAAACGACUAUGAGAUCUAUAGCGACCCGAGGACCAUCGGCCAUGCUGUCGACAGCCCUCAGGACACUAUGAACGAGCUCAAGAAGCUCUUUGACCUGUGA